Salvia miltiorrhiza (redroot sage) is the source of this 1233-nucleotide messenger RNA. Its product is annotated as pescadillo homolog. The transcript has 7 exons. The record is from RefSeq and is a predicted model, not a curated record. The coding region runs from base 387 to 887 and encodes 166 amino acids. Lineage: Eukaryota; Viridiplantae; Streptophyta; Magnoliopsida; Lamiales; Lamiaceae.
CCAAUAGCACAUGCUUUCAUUUGGCGCCUCUGAAGAUUUUGGGUCGAUUAUCAUAAGGUUACACAUUGGCUGCGUCCCUCCACAGGUACUAUGAAGGUGUUGUGAAGUCAUUUGAUACCGAAAAGAACAAGCAUGUGAUAUUAUACGACGAUGGGGACGUGGAAGUUCUUCGAUUAGAUAGGGAGCGCUGGGACCUUGUUAACAAUGGUCUAAAGGCCAAGCGUUCUGGUUCAUCAAGGGGCUUUUCUCCUAAAGGAGGAUCAUCUGGUCUGAGAAAAAAAUCAGGAGGUGGCCCAAAUGAUAACAAAAAAUUGGGAGAAAAAUCUCCGUCUCAAGUUAGAAGGAUAACAACUCAACGGAAGAGUCCAAUAAGAAGAUCAAAAAUCAUGUUGAAUAGUGAGACCUUGGAGGAAAGUGAUGAAACACCAGGUGUUGCUUCUCCUGAAAUUUCCAUCAAGUCACCAACUAAUGAUUCUUGCUCAGAUGAUGAACCAACUGAAACAAGUGGUAAGGCUUUAGAUGCAAAGGAUUCAUCUAACGACGAUGACGAAGAUAAGCAUCAAGAAGAUGUUGAGAACUUCUCGAGUGAUGAUGAAGAGGCCAAAGAGACAGAAAAAGAUUCUGAAGGCACUGAGAUUGAUAAUCUUGGCGGGCCUUCACGUGAUUCUCAUGGUUCGGAUGAUGAAGCUGUUUCUUCUUCAGAUAAGCAGCAGCCAAGUGAGGCCGCUGAGGUAUCUGGAGAGGAGGCUGAUGAAGCAGAUUGCACAGAUAGACAUGCAAAACCUUCAAAGAAGCUCAACAAGAAGGCUACUUCUCAUUCUGUACAUGUGGAUCUUUCUGAUGACGAGCCUCUGUUUUUGUGGAAACAGCGCUCUAAAAGAAAAUGAGGCCCCGGCUGUUAUAUAUCCAGCUCGUGCGCUGUAGUGAUUUUGAUGCAGCAACAACCUAAAUAGCUUUACCAUUGAUGAAACACACCAUUGAACUGCUGACUCAAAUAAAGCUUAUAAGCACCUUGCCCUUGUGUAGAUUGUAGCACACCGUAGACGUUACAUUUGAAGAUGUAUUUAUUAGUUGUGUAGAAAUGGAUAUGCAGUUUGUUGUAGCAAUGAACUGUUAUGUAUGUACAAGGUAGAUAUCAUAUCAUGUACAGCUAUAGAUCUUUCUGUACUUGCUACUUGUUUAACAUUGUAGCUCUCAGUUGCUGAUGCCCAUGUAGAUUAUUAAGUUUUAGAA